AUGCAGAAUAUUUGCCUGUUGGUCGAUUUGAACGGCAGCUAUGGGAAUAUUAGCCAUCUCUGCAUACCAGGAGGCCCCGGUAUAGGUCCAGUACCCAUGAUUAAGCCACCCGCUAAAAAGAUAACUAUCUAUUUGUCCCUUGAAAAGGAAAUACUAUGCGGUUACUUUAACAAGCAGGAUCCGGCACCUUUGUAUAAGAGACAACUAAGCCAGGAGUUGGAGCAAUAUAUUAUGACUUCCAUCCGCUCUGCUAAGAAAGAGUCUGAAUUUAAUUACAAAAUUACCUACAGCAACGAGGAAGAUAAAGACUACGCGGAGCCAUUAUUAUAUGCUAUUCGUCGUCAUUUCGCAGAUUCCAAGAGUUUAGCCAUUGAAGGAUUUGACAAGUUCAAACUACGAUCAUACAAAUUGUUAUUCGCCAGUCUCGCAUUUGAAUCGGCCGAUCGCCCGGCUGCUAUGUUCGCUACCGAUUAUCCUUUACGAAUUUUGAUUGCAGAAGAUAAUGUUAUCAAUCAAAAAAUUGCUACUAAAAUUCUGAGUUCGUUAGGUUACGAAACGUCACUGGCAAAUAACGGGAAAGAAGUUGUUGAAAUGGCGGGUAACGAAUCGUAUGACCUUAUCCUGAUGGAUGUUCAAAUGCCUGAAAUGAAUGGGUUAGAAGCCACACGUAUGCUUCGUAUAUGUCUUCCCGUACAACCCGUUAUCAUCGCACUUACUGCAAAUGCCAUGCAAGGGGACAGGGACGAAUGCAUGCAGGCAGGAAUGGAUGAUUAUAUGAGUAAGCCUAUCGAGAUAGAUGAGCUGAUGCGCCAAUUACAAAAAUGGUAUCGGGCGCGAAAAGCAAGUAACGAUAGCGCUUUAUAA
Messenger RNA from Ostertagia ostertagi, 864 nucleotides. NCBI's taxonomy places the organism in Eukaryota, Metazoa, Nematoda, Chromadorea, Rhabditida, Trichostrongylidae. The record is from the annotation of a GenBank genome assembly.